Perca flavescens (yellow perch) is the source of this 2027-nucleotide messenger RNA. RefSeq names its product serpin peptidase inhibitor, clade E (nexin, plasminogen activator inhibitor type 1), member 2 (gene serpine2). The record is from RefSeq and is a predicted model, not a curated record. Gene Ontology annotation, biological process: negative regulation of endopeptidase activity; negative regulation of plasminogen activation. NCBI's taxonomy places the organism in Eukaryota, Metazoa, Chordata, Actinopteri, Perciformes, Percidae. The coding region runs from base 303 to 1499 and encodes 398 amino acids. The transcript has 9 exons. Gene Ontology annotation, molecular function: serine-type endopeptidase inhibitor activity.
CACAUUCUGUUAUUUUGAGUUUGACACUAACGGAGACCAGCGACCGUUUUGCGGAGACACACUCGCUUUAUGUUCGGUGAAGGCGGAGUUCAGCUUAAAUAAAGUCCUCUCUGACUCAACAGCGAAGUCAGUAGUAGUUCUCACUCUCACUGGAAUAAAGAGUGUUUUUCAUUUACAUUGCGACCGAACCUUCGUUUCUCGUUUUGACGGUAGUGAAAAGCAGACUAAUAAGGUUACAGUUUCACCUGCGGCAUUAUUCGGAGUAACGUUAACGUCACCUCGUGAUAGGUGCUCUGGAGUUGAUGAUGAAGCAUCUCUCAUUAUUCUGCCUGUAUGCACUGGUGACCUUGUAUGGCCAUAAGGGUGUGCUUUCCCAGCCUCCCUCCUAUGGUGAACGGGGCUCUGAUCUGGGCAUACAGGUAUUUCAGCAGGUAGUCCGCUCCAAGCCCCUGGAAAAUGUGGUUCUUUCACCCCAUGGUGUAGCUUCCAUCCUUGGGAUGUUGCUACCAGGAGAACAUGGAGAGACUCGAAAGCAGGUCCUCAAUGCUCUACGUUACAAGAAAAACGGCCCUUACAGGAUGUUGAAGAAGCUACACAAGACCUUGACAGCUAAGUCCAACCAGGACGUUGUGCUGAUUGCCAACGCCAUGUUCAGCCAGGAGGGCUUUCCCAUGGAGGAGGCCUUUGUAUCCGCCAACAAAGCCAACUUCCAAUGUGAGCGCAGGGACCUGGACUUCAGCAACCCCAAUGUGGCAGCAGAUGAAAUCAAUGAAUGGGUCAACAAUAAGACCAAAGGUCACAUCCCCAGCUUGAUCAAAGCAGACAUGCUGGACUCGGCUCUGACCCGUCUGGUUGCUGUCAAUGCAAUCUACUUCAAAGGCUUAUGGAAAUCUCGCUUCCAGCCCGAGAACACCAAGAUGAGGGCCUUCAAAGGGGGAAAUGGAAAUGUAUAUAAAGUUCCAAUGAUGUCCCAACUAUCUGUCUUCAGCAUUGGCAUGGCCACCACACCUCAGGGACUGAAAUAUAAGGUAAUUGAUCUGCCCUAUCACGGCAACACAAUCAGCAUGGUGAUAGUUGUGCCCUCUGAAGAGGACACACCUCUGUCCCGUGUCAUCCCACACAUCAGCACAGCCACAGUGCAGAGUUGGUCCAAACUGAUGCACAUGAGAAAAGUCCACCUGCUCAUCCCCAAGUUUACUGCUGAUGCGGAGGUAGAUUUGGAAGCCCCCCUUUCAGCACUGGGAAUAACAGACAUGUUCAGUCAGGACAAAGCUGACUUCAGACACCUCAGUGCUGAGCCUGUGCAUGUAUCCAAGGCACUCCAGAAAGCCAAAGUUGUGGUGAAUGAGGAUGGAACAAAAGCAACAGCUGCCACUACUGCCAUUUUGCUGGCUCGAUCCUCUCCACCUUGGGUUACAGUGGACAGACCUUUCCUAUUCCUCAUCAGACAUAACCCAACAGGUACUAUUCUGUUUAUGGGUCAGAUCAACCAGCCGUGAGCCCAGCCAUCACUGGCCAGCCCCUGGUAGCAUCAUAGGCCAGCACGGGAAAUGCCUCUACACUGCCAUGCAUGAACACACACACAAACACAUAUACACACACACUUUGCUGUAGACUAAUGUACAGUGUGGACAUGUUAUUUGUUAUUGCUUUUUAUGCUACCUGUUUUCUGUAACGCAUAACAUGCUUUAUAAAAAUGUUUUGCAGACUAAAUUUUCCAUUUGUUGAAAUUUUUUUUAUACUUUUUGAAUUCAUUUUUAAGACGUUGGAUGUCAGUUGUGUAUUUUCUCAACUCUGGAGUGGAUGAUUAUUUUAUUUAUCAUUUCACAGUUUCAGUUUAAAGGUUCUCCAUCUCAAGCCAUGUCACUCCAGCUUGUUCUAAGUUUCACUCCUAAGUUUUGACAAUGUACAUCCCAUCUUGAAUGCUUGCAUUCAGUUACUUUACAAUACUGUUUCUUCCUUACUGAGGAAAUCUUCUGUUACACUUUCAUAUUUUAUCAAAUAAAUUCACAUAUUUAUAACAUCAA